Psilocybe cubensis is the source of this 1050-nucleotide messenger RNA. RefSeq lists its product as uncharacterized. NCBI's taxonomy places the organism in Eukaryota, Fungi, Basidiomycota, Agaricomycetes, Agaricales, Agrocybaceae. The coding region runs from base 1 to 1050 and encodes 349 amino acids. Gene Ontology annotation, biological process: transmembrane transport. The transcript has 6 exons. The record is from RefSeq and is a predicted model, not a curated record.
AUGCCUGCUCAGUCAAAACCUGUUCAACAGCUCACACCUUUUGGCGCAGCUCUUGCUGGUGCUCUCGGUGGCUGUUUCAGCACUGCGGUCGUGUAUCCUCUAGAUGUGGCUAAAACACGUAUCCAGGCUUUGCCGGCAGAUUCCAAGGGCAAGGGCAAGGAUCUCUCGAUGACGUCUGUGCUAUUGCGGGUCUACAAGCAGGAGGGGAUUGCAGGAUUAUACCGAGGAUUUGGGGCAACCAUGCUGAACACGUUUUCGAUGCAAUACGCAUAUUUCUUCUUUUAUUCCCUUGUCAGGUCGUCUUACAUCAAAAGACUAACAAGUAAACUCCCUCCUGGUUCGAAACUACCUCCUUUGUCAACUGCGGCGGAAUUGCUUCUGGGAGCUCUCGCUGGCGCACUAGCACAAAUCUUCACUAUCCCAGUGUCCGUGAUUGCAACCCGCCAACAAGUGGGACGACCGGAAGGCUCCAAAAAGGCCUCUUCUGAUGAGAAAGUGGAUGAUUCCUUCAUGGGAGUGGCUCGAGAGAUUGUUGAAGAGGAGGGUGUUACUGGAUUGUGGCUCGGCAUCAAACCUGGAUUGGUGCUGACCGUCAACCCUGCCAUCACCUACGGUGCUUUCGAACGCGUGAAAAGUCUAGUUCUCCUGGCUAAAGGCAAUACCUCGACGAAGCUCGGCCCUUGGUUAACCUUCGUGAUCGGUGCCCUGAGCAAGACGCUUGCCACAAUUGUGACAUAUCCCUACAUCAUGGCUAAAGUGCGCAUCCAAGCCCGCAGUGCCGACAUCGAAGAUGCAUUGGAACACAAUGAGAAACCCCCUCCAGCCCACAAAUACCAUCACAAAAACGGUAAACACGUCGGCGCACUGGAUAUCCUCGCUCGCGUUUGGAAACGCGAAGGGUUCACUGGCUGGUACCAGGGAAUGGAAGCCCAAAUCACAAAGGCUGUUCUGUCACAAGCCCUUCUUUUCAUGUCAAAAGAGCAAUUUGAGCAUUGGGCGCUCGCUAUCAUGAUCUUUGCUGCCCGUAUUUCGUCUCGGCGUACUAUAUAA